AUGCAGAUGACCACUCUAAGCCACGGAGUUACAUUCGGUCUGCACAUUUUCGGCAUUUGGCCUUUUUUACCGUCUACCAUAUUGUUCCGAUUCUACUGGAUCGUGGUGUACAGCACAAUUCAGAUUUUUCAGUACCGAUACUUGAUAAUGAACAUUCAUACGGAUUUUUCUCAAUUCAUGGACGGAGUAAGUAACGUACUAGCGUGUUCUCUGCUGUACAUCAAAGUCGUUAUUUUGUGGGUUAAUCAACGAAUAUUUUUCGAUCUCUUGCAAAUGAUGACCGCGGAUUGGCAAGAUUACAACUCGAAUCACUAUAGUUCACGCGUCCUGACGAAUACGGCGAAUCUGGCACGCCGCACUUCGAUGGUAAUCAUCAGCCUGCAAGUGACUGCUGUAACUUUGUAUAGUGUCGGUGUUCUCGCCGCUAACGUAAAUAAUCCUGAGAAAAUGGAACCGUACGCACGAGAACUUAUCCUUAAAACAACAUUUCCUUUUAACAUUAGUACGGAAGUGAGUUACGUGAUAAUUCAGUCAGUUGAAUUUUAUCAUCUGUUGUUGCUAGGCUACGGCAUGGCAAUUGUAAAUUUAUUUCUAAUAACUUUGAUACUCCAUGUCGGUGGUCAAAUCGACAUUCUUUGUGAGUGGCUGACAAAUGCUUUCUCCGCAAAUGUAAUACAUUUAUCCAAAGGGAUUACAAUUCGAUCAAUAAUUACAAAGCAUCAGCAGAUUAUUUUAUUUGCAAAAAAAAUUGAAAAUCUUUACACAUACAUUGCACUAGUGAUACUUUUAUCAGAGACGCUCAUCAUAUGUUGCUUAGGAUUUAUUAUCGUUACCUCUCUUGGUGCGCCAGAUGCCGCUGCAAUUUUAAUCAAGUCUGUUCUAUUUUACCUCUCAAUGAAUCUUGAAGCUUUCAUAUAUUGUUUCGCUGGCGAAUAUUUGAGCGAAAAGAGUAAGAUGAUCGGACAUGCAGCGUACGAUUCGGUUUGGUAUGACUGUCCGACUACGGAGAAACGAAUUAUAUUGUUUGUUAUGUUAAGAUCACAAAAAACAUUGACGAUCACGAGCGGAAGAAUCAUGGUUUUGUCGUUGGAACGAUUUACUAGUGUUAUAAAAGCAUCGGCGUCGUACAUUUCAGUCCUAUUAGCAAUGUACUGA
This is a messenger RNA of Pseudomyrmex gracilis, 1155 nucleotides long. Its product is annotated as odorant receptor 13a-like. Gene Ontology annotation, cellular component: plasma membrane. The record is from RefSeq and is a predicted model, not a curated record. Gene Ontology annotation, biological process: sensory perception of smell; detection of chemical stimulus involved in sensory perception of smell. NCBI's taxonomy places the organism in Eukaryota, Metazoa, Arthropoda, Insecta, Hymenoptera, Formicidae. The transcript has 6 exons. Bases 1 to 1155 code for a protein of 384 amino acids. Gene Ontology annotation, molecular function: olfactory receptor activity; odorant binding.